Messenger RNA from Aspergillus wentii DTO 134E9, 425 nucleotides. RefSeq lists its product as uncharacterized. The coding region runs from base 109 to 384 and encodes 91 amino acids. The transcript has a single exon. NCBI's taxonomy places the organism in Eukaryota, Fungi, Ascomycota, Eurotiomycetes, Eurotiales, Aspergillaceae. The record is from RefSeq and is a predicted model, not a curated record.
CCGAUGGAAUUAUGACAUCUUCGAUAUCCUGGGGUAUUUGGCUUUUGUGGAGAUAUCACCACGAAUAUUCUGUGAAACUGCCAUCAGAAGAAUGGUGAACAAAUUAAUAUGAGAGGCGUCGGGUGGAAGAGUAUACGAUUUAGUCAUAUGAGGGAAUAUUUGAACAACAUUCCCCUCAGAAACAUCCCAGUAAAGCAACUGGGCAGUGGUCGUAUCAUUUUCCUAACUAGGAUUGCUAUAUUUACGACGUACACCGCACUACUGUGCAAUCAUGUAAUGGCCCCUAUGGCCCCCAACAAUGCCGUGUCAUUCUGUGUCGAUCAUAGCCAACUGUCAGGAGAAGUGUUUCUAAAUAAUAGAUCCAACAAAAUAUGUUGUCUUUAACGGUCAACACCAUCCUUACCGACUAUAAAUAGCGAUGCUCC